This is a messenger RNA of Paramacrobiotus metropolitanus, 2795 nucleotides long. Its product is annotated as hepatocyte growth factor-regulated tyrosine kinase substrate-like. Bases 195 to 2411 code for a protein of 738 amino acids. Lineage: Eukaryota; Metazoa; Tardigrada; Eutardigrada; Parachela; Macrobiotidae. Gene Ontology annotation, molecular function: phosphatidylinositol binding; metal ion binding; ubiquitin binding. The record is from RefSeq and is a predicted model, not a curated record. The transcript has 4 exons.
UAUCAAUUAAAUGUCCGUAUCUUUUAUCAAUUAAAUUAUUAAAAAUUUGGUAUCACAUGACACUCGAUGAUCACAGUCGACAGACUCACUUUUCGUAGGAGCACAGAAUUCCACUGUGAAUAAUUUUAAACUUCUAUGAGAACCUUUAUGAGUUGAGUGACUGUUGCCGUGAGCUCUUCAGAUCGUUUUCAAAAAUGUUCAAAAACACGACUUCCUUCAUAAAGAACGUGGACCGUGCCACCAGCAGUCUGUUACUGGAACCAGACUGGGACGCCAUCCUGGCUAUUUGUGAUGCUCUGCGUCAGGAGGACGUCAAUCUGAAGAUUGCCGCGGAAGCCAUGAGAAAGAAACUGCAGGACAAAAACCCGCAUUCCGUGCUGCAGUGCCUCCAGUUGUAUGAUGCUGUGGUGAAGAAUUGUGGCAAACGUGUUCACGAUGAGAUCAUCACGCUGGCCUUCAUGGAUGAUCUGGUGGCGCUGGUGCGAAAAGGUCCGGAUGACAUUCGCAAUCGUACUCUGGAGGUGGUCCAGUGUUGGGCCCAUGGAUUUCGCGAUAAACCCCAGUAUCGUGUGGUAAAAGACACUGUGGACCGAUUAAAGAUGGAAGGAUACAAAUUUCCUGUCAUGAAGGAAUCUGAUGCGCUGUUUGUUGCUGAGUCAGCUCCAGAUUGGGUCGAUGGCGAUGUGUGUUAUCGCUGUCGUGAUAAAUUUUCAAUCACCACCAGGAAGCAUCAUUGCCGAAAUUGUGGACAGAUUUUCUGUUCCAAGUGUUCGUCUAAGGUGUCACCUCUGCCAAAGUACGGAAUCGAGAAGGAAGUUCGUGUGUGCGAUUCAUGUUAUGAUCAGCUGAAUGUAUCGAAACCCAGUUCAACAACUGCUGUCACGAAAAAAGAUGCUGAUAAGGAGAACGAUUUACCCGUAGAAUAUCUGAACAGCGCGCUGGCUAAAGAACCACAGAUACCAGCGAAAAAGACAGCUGAGGAAAUCCAGGAGGAGGAAGAGUUGCAGCUGGCCUUGGCGAUUUCGCAAAGUGAAGCGGAAGCUAAAACCAAACACUCUCAGCCUAACUCGUGGUCUUCAUCUGUUUUAAACGCCCAGAAGACGCCAAGCGAGAAGACAGUGGAGAAUGGGACAAGCCUUGGUGACAAAGUGGCGAACAUGACUUUGAACAAUUCUACCAACAGCAGUAGCAAUGAACUGGAUAAGUACUUGAAUCGCCAGUAUUGGGAAGAUCGACAGAAGGACGCUCCAGUUUCAGGUCCUGUUUUUGUUCCGAAUGCGCCAUCGGCACCAACACCGUCAUCAACGCCAUCGACGGUGACGUCUGGAGAUAUGUCGCACCAAAAAUUUUCUUAUCAAAAUGGCGAAACGGACGACGAAAUCCAGCAGUUCAUGUCUGCUUUAAAAUCUCAAAUCAGCGUCUUUACUAAUCGAAUGAAGUCCAAUAUUAGUCGCAAACGUCCAUUAGGAAAUGACGCGACAGUGAUUUCCAUGUUCAACAAUCUUCUUCCCAUGCGCCAGCAGCUCCUAGAGUACAGUCAGGCACAGGACCACUGGAAGGAAUAUUACGAACGGCUGCAGGAAAAGCUGACUCGUCUCAAGGAAGCACGCGAGGCCUUGGACGUCUUACGCCAAGAACAUCGGGACAAGAUCCGUCUGGAAGCGGAGGAGAAACAUCGGCUGAUGCAAAUGCAGAUGAUUGCUAAAUUAGAUAAUUUACGGGUGCAUAAACGACAGCUGUUGGAAUAUCAGCGGCAAAUCGCAUUCCAACAGAUGCAGGCUCAAGAGGAAGAGCUGCAGCGACGGAAACAAGUCUACCAACCGUAUUCGUAUGUUCCGGGUGGGGGCAGUACGAGCUACGCUGCGUCUCUGCCGGGAGAUCAGCGGCUUCCGCAAAAUCAGCAGCCUGCUGUUUUUGGAGGCCCUGUGUCCAUUGCGCCGCCGGGGUACGCGAUGCAGGCGGGAUAUAAUCAUAACGAACAGAUGUACCAGCCGGUUCCGCAGCAUCCGCAGAAUGUUUACGGCAUGCAACCGUCCGUUCAACCUGGGAUUUCAGCUGGAGGCCCACCACUGUCUGCAGCAAAUUAUCCAUCGUCUGUGAUGCCGAGCGCGAUGUACCCAACGGGACCCCAGAAUCAGAUGAAUUACCCACAGCCAAAUAGCCAAUACGGAACGUAUCCCAUGCCGCAGCCAUCUAUGACGUUGCCGGGUAUGCCGAUGAUGCAGCAGUAUCACAACCCUGUCCCACAAUCAGGAUACCAGACUGCGCAUACACCCGCAGUUCAGAUGGGCUAUCAAAAUCAGGCACAAGUGGAUAACGUGCAUCCUCAGCUGCACCACCAACAACCACAUGUGCCAAAUGCACCUACCUCGGGAGGUUUAGAUGAAGCACCUCUGAUUAGUUUUGAUUAGGAUUUGUAGCUAAGAGUUGAUUGAGUUGUUCGUUACAAUCGGCUGAAAAUCCAUAAAAUACUGAUACUUUUAUUACAUUUUCCGUUCAAAGCUUGUACUUCUAUUUUAGUACUCUAUACGUUUGGAUGCUGUCACCUAUAGUGAUGCUGGUUUGCCGAUCGCUUUUAAUUUACGUUUUCUCCUUUGAAGCUUACUUUCCCACAUUCAUGGAUUUGACUGAUUUUAGCAUCAUAACCGUUUCAGCCGUACUUAAGGUGCAGUAGUUGGCGUUGAUUAUUAUUCGUACUUAUUUGAAAAGGUACAUGAAUGCACCGCUAUCCGUCAGGUUUAAUGGUAGUGACAUAGCUGGCAGUAUACUGUUAUUGAAGUAACUCUGCUUCCUGA